UUCAAUCGGGAUCGAGGUUCCCAUAAUUCGUAAACAAUAUGAUCAGAAAAACUUGAUUGUCUUGAAAAAAGGCUAUGGACGCAAUAUUUCACGAAGAACAGGAGGGAUCAUUAUGUGCUCAGCAUUGUUUAAAUGCAUUGCUACAAGGACAGUAUUUUAGUGCCGUUGACUUAGCAGAUAUUGCACGCCAACUUGAUGAAUCAGAGCGAUUACAAAUGGCAGAGGCUGGAACCCAGAGUAUAGAGUAUCAGAGGUUUAUACAGCAAGCUUCCUCCAACUUUGAUGACAGUGGAUUUUUCUCCAUACAAGUCAUAGUGAAAGCAUUACAAGUAUGGGGGCUAAAUGUAGUUCAGUUUAAUUCUCAGGAUACUAUUGCAAAAGAAGCUCGACAGAAUCCAGUGGCACAGAAUGCUUAUAUCUGCAAUUUCCGUGAUCAUUGGUUUUGCAUCAGAAAGAUUGGAAAACAGUGGUUUAAUCUGAAUUCUCUGCUAACGGGUCCUGAACUUAUCUCUGACACCUAUCUGUCUCUGUUCCUUACACAACUCCAACAAGAAGGAUACUCAAUAUUUAUUGUGACUGGUCGAUUACCAGAGUGUGAAGCAGAUGAUAUCCUUAGCUUGGCUCCAGCAGUACAACUCCUCAAACCGCGCCUAAUUAAUGAGAAUCAGUCCAUUAGUAAGUCAGACGCCCAUACAGAUGACCCCGAGUUACAGCGGGCUCUAAUGGAGAGUCGAUGCGAGGAUGAGAAGGAUGAUAAAAUGUUACAGAGGGCACUACAGAUGAGUCUAGAGGGCUAUAUAAUAGAAGAUGACAAUACUCCAGGACCAAGUGAAGAAAAGUUAGUAACUGUGUCCAAAGAUGUCAAACCUCCAUCACAAGAGGAGGUGAGACAGAAAAGACUAGCAUUUCUACAACGAUUAGAUCAGACAGCCAAUACUGAACAAAUAACUGAAGAUCCGAAAGAGACAGUCAGCACGGUUCAAGAAAAUCCAAAUCAGACUUCUGUAACAGAGCAACCCCAGCCUGUAGAAAAAGGUGAUUUAACAGAGGAAAAAUUGGCAGUGGAAGAAGAGGAAAUGCCAGAGGAGGAAAUGUUAAAACAGGCUAUAGCAAUGUCAAUGGAAGGUGGUCAAGGAUAG
Saccostrea cuccullata (small rock oyster) is the source of this 1139-nucleotide messenger RNA. RefSeq names its product ataxin-3-like. The transcript is spliced from 7 exons. Gene Ontology annotation, cellular component: nucleus. The coding region runs from base 75 to 1139 and encodes 354 amino acids. Gene Ontology annotation, molecular function: cysteine-type deubiquitinase activity. The record is from RefSeq and is a predicted model, not a curated record. Gene Ontology annotation, biological process: protein deubiquitination. NCBI's taxonomy places the organism in Eukaryota, Metazoa, Mollusca, Bivalvia, Ostreida, Ostreidae.